Molecule: messenger RNA, 6539 nt
Organism: Engraulis encrasicolus (European anchovy)
Lineage: Eukaryota; Metazoa; Chordata; Actinopteri; Clupeiformes; Engraulidae
Gene: anks1b
Product: ankyrin repeat and sterile alpha motif domain containing 1B
Exons: 25
Coding region: 85-4227 (1380 amino acids)
Biological process (GO): ephrin receptor signaling pathway
Cellular component (GO): cytosol
Molecular function (GO): ephrin receptor binding
Source: RefSeq, a predicted model, not a curated record
AAGGAGACGGCUCUGCACUGCGCGGCGCAGUACGGCCACUCGGACGUGGUGGGGGUGCUCCUGCGGGAGCUGACCGACCCCAGCAUGAGGAACCGUCGCGGGGAGAGCCCCCUGGACCUGGCCGCCCUCUACGGACGGCUGCCGGUGGUCUGCAUGCUGGUCAACGCCCACCCGGCGCUCAUGCACAGCCACACGCGCCAGCACACGCCCUUGCACCUGGCCGCACGCAACGGCCAUCACGCCGUCGCCAGCGUGCUCAUCGAGACGGGCAUGGAGGUCAACAUGCAGACAGAGAAAGGUAGUGCUCUCCACGAAGCGGCGCUCUUUGGGAAGAUUGAUGUAGUGCGACUCCUGCUCGACUCAGGGAUUGACGUGAACAUACGAGACUAUACGGGAAGAACUGCACUGGAUAUCCUAAGAGAAGUCCCCCAUCAGAAGUCACAACAGAUCGCUGGCCUUAUACAAGACUACAUGAUGGAGGAUUAUGACAGGGGUUUCAUGGAGGAGCCUGUGAGACACUGCCCCAUCCCGGCCCCCCGCACCUCUUCAAUGUCCUCACCAUCCGCCUCACCCUCCCUCAGACACAAGACGGAGGGUGAGGUGACGGGUGAGCUGUCGCGCCUCCUGAAUGAGAUAAAGCGCUGUAGGGAUCGGGACUACUCCUUCGAGGAGCUCUGUCACACCAUCUCUUCGCACUCCAUGGAGAGCUUUGGCAGCGCACGGCUGUCGGACGAGGAACGCAGCGAGCGCAACGGGACCCUCACCAGGGUUAGCAAGAGGCCGACCCCCCCACUGCCCCCCGCCCUGGAGGAGGAGGAGAAGAGCUGUGGCCCCGCGGGAUUCUGGGAGGCCUUGACCCCCUGCAAUGGCUGCCAAAACCUGGGCUUCCCUAGCCUCUCUCAGGAUUCCAAGCGCUCUGCGGAGAUCCUGCCAUCCCCGUCAUUGGACGUCUUCCUGCCCGAGGACGAGGACAAUCCCUACGAGUCCGUGGCCACCGCCGUCACCCGCAAACCCUGCUCCCUAGACGUCACUCGCCUGCAUGCCUGCCCUCGCAAUGGCCAUUCCCUGCCGGUGACCAUUGACGAGUCGGCGCUGUGUAACCAUGACAACUCGUCCUCCUGUGGUCCGACUCCAGACUGCUCGCCCCCCUCCCCCGACACAGCACUGAGGAAUAUUGAGAGCGUCAUACGACCACAGGCCAAGCAGCGGUCCGCCUCUCACACAUCCACAGGAGGUCACCACCACGAUGCCCAGUCAUCAAAGGCCUCCAACGUCCAAACCCUCACCACCUUCACCUCCAACUCCAGCUCCCACCUCAGCACCACUACCACCACCAACACCCUCCUCCACCUCAGCACCUCCACCAGCAACAACAACGCCCAGUCCAACCCGGGCUACGACCCCUCGGAGGUGAGCUCCUCGCUGGGCUACGCCAGCUUCAGCACCAGCCCCCCCGCCAGCCCCCCUGUCAGUCCGGCCAACUACUCCAUAUGCUCCGGGGACGACUGCACUCUUCCAGACUCAGACGAGACCCCGACACAGCAGCCACAGCCGCGUGAGCGAGAGGGCGACCGUGACCUCAAGAGCGCAACGCCGACGUCGUCAUCGUCAUCGAGGCGAGACGAGCGGCGCGAGAGCCGUGUUCCUGAGGAGUUCGCCGGCCUCCUGCACGGCUCGUCGCCCGCCUGCGAGACGCCGGACACGCCCUUCCAGCUGUACGGCCGCGCCCACGCGCCUCGCUACCAGGGCAACGUGCUCCUGCCCCCGGCCUCGCCGCCAGUCCCCCUCCCACGCACCUCCUCCAGCAGCUCCACGUCCUCCGCGACUUUCAAAGCUCAAGCUCAAGGUCAAGGUCAAGGUCAAAGUCAGGGUCAAGGUCAAGGGCAGCAAUCGGAUCAGCAAGGUCAACAGACAACGGGUCAACAGGGUCAACAACAACAACAGCAGGGUCAGAGUGAGGGGCCCAAGCCCCAAAUCCGCUACCGGACCAUCUUCCACACGCAGGUCAACCAGAACCACACUCCGCACGGCACCAGUACCGGUACCAGUGGCAGUCCCACGAAGGCCAGUCAGUCCAGCAGCCUGACGACAACUGUGGGCCCGGUGGUCCGUAACGGCGGUAUCGGUAUCAGCGGUUCUGGAGUCUGGAGCGCAGGCAGCAGCAGCAGCAACAACAGUGCAGCCACUAGUCCGUCAGGAAGCACUGGAACCGGAACCAGCACCGUGGUCAUAUCCAAUACCACCGCCCUCAACAACAUUCCGAGCGCCAGACCCUCUUUCUCCACCUUCUUCUCCCCAUCGUCACGUUCCUCUUCCACCACCGUCACACCAGGGGGCUCCACCAACACCAGCUUCGAGGAGCGGGCCUGCACCCUGGGGAGGAUGCGCUCGGUCCCCCGCAGCGUACUAGACCUGCAGCUCUCCAGAACCAUCUCCAAGUCCGACUCCAACCUGGUGGGCAAUUCGCCCGUGGAGGAGGGAGGUGGAGAAGGAGGAGGAGGAGGAGGUGGAGGUGGAGGAGGAGGAGGAGGGGGAGGUCGCAGAGUGAACAGCCCAGGCAAGGGCAGCCCUGCUGGGGGCCAGAGGAUGGAGAGGACCCCUUCUUUCACGGCCGAGUGGGAAGAGAUUGACAAGAUCAUGAGCUCCAUAGGGGCCGGUAUUGGCACAGAGGAGGAGCAGGAGGCAGACGACAACUCCUCAGGCCCCCGCUGCCCCGUGCAGAGCGUCGGACAGUGGCUGGACAACAUCGGCCUGGUGCAGUACGAGAACCACCUGCUGGCCAACGGCUUCGACAACGUCCAGUUCAUGGGCAGCAAUGUGGUCGAAGAUCAAGACCUGCUGGAGAUUGGAAUCCUCAACUCUGCACACAGACAGCGCCUGCUACAGGCCAUUCGGUUAUUGCCACGGGUGCGGCCGAUAGGCUACGAUGGCAACAACCCCACGUCGGUGGCAGAGUGGCUGGAGUCCCUGGAGCUGGGUGACUACACCAAGUCCUUCCUCAUCAAUGGCUACACCUCCAUGGAGCUGGUCAAGAAGAUCUGGGAGAUCGAGCUCAUCAACGUGUUGAAGAUUAGUCUGAUCGGCCACAGGAAAAGGAUUCUGGCCUCGCUUGGGGACCGGCUACACGAGGACGUGCCCCAGAAGCCACCGCGGGCCAUCUCUUUACGGGAGCCCAGUGGCAACCACACGCCGCCGCAGCUGUCCCCGUCCCUGUCCCAGGCGGCGUACACCAACGCGGGCUCGCUGGACGUGCAGCAGCUCAUCAUGCAGGCGGACGCACGCCGGCGUCGCCAUGACAACUACUUCGACGACACGCCGCGCUCCAAGCUGGAGCGACAGAUGGCCCAAGUCAGCAUGGUGAGCGAUCAAGGAGAGUGGUGUGAGCCAAUCACGUUGCGACCCCCCAAUGAGGCCACCUCGUCGACCCCGGUGCAGUACUGGCAACACCACCCGGAGAAACUCAUCUUCCAGUCAUGUGACUACGAGGCCUAUUACCUGGGUUCCAUGCUGGUGAAGGAGCUACGGGGAACAGAGUCAACGCAGGAUGCCUGUGCCAAGAUGAGGUCUACAGAGCAACAGAUGAAGAAGGUGCCAACUAUCGUGCUGUCCGUCUCCUACAAGGGGGUCAAGUUUAUAGAUGCCACCAACAAGGUUGGAGAGAACAUCAUCGCGGAGCAUGAGAUCCGGAACAUCUCGUGUGCUGCACAGGAUCCAGAGGACCUGUCCACGUUCGCCUACAUCACCAAAGACCUCAAGUCCAGCCACCACUACUGCCACGUAUUCACAGCAUUCGAUGUGAACCUGGCGUAUGAGAUCAUCCUGACGCUGGGCCAGGCGUUCGAGGUGGCGUACCAGCUGGCGCUGCAGGCCAGGAAGGGAGGGGGAGGGGGAGGCCACGGCUCCAGCACCCUGCCCGAGAGCUUCGACAGCAAGCCCACCAAGCCCGUGCCCAAACCCCGCGUCAACAUACGCAAGUCUGUCAUGCCCACUGCCCGCUGGUCCCUGGGCCACAUAUACACCCCCCACCGGCCUCCUCUCCACCCUCCUCCUCCUCCUUCUCCCUCCUCUCGACUCCUCCAUCACUCCCACAGGGUUCACUUCCAGAUGGAGCAGCCCUCCAUGGACCAGAAGGGGGGCCAUGUGAAUGUCAACGUUCCCUGGAUAGUGGAACCCAGUCAGGAGGCCAAGAGAGGAGCAAACACCAAGUAUGAGACCACUAUUUUCUAACAUACAGUACAGUAGAGUACACCAACCCAACUACUACUACUACUACUACUACCACUGUACUACUACUAGCCCACUACUACUAGCCAAACAGCCACCAACAACAACCCUGCUAGCCACCGCACCGCACCGCACCGCCACUAGCCACCGCUACUCCACCCCAAGCGUGUGUGCGUGUGUGUGUGUGUGUGUGGGUGCCUUGCAGAGAGAUCGCCCUCUAGUGGUCCCACCCACUAAUGGAGUCGCCCUGCCCUGCGGGCCCCACUGAGCGACCUGUGACCUUUGACCUUUGACCUGUCUCUCUCUCCCUCUCUCUCGCUUCCCGGGUUGCGGCGUGAGGCUAGCCCAGACUUGGUCCAGCCAGCCCAAACGUCUUCCCUCCCCCCAGAUACCGUCCCUCAAAACUCCCGCCCCCCAUUACGAACUUGCUUGCAUGACAACUGAUUCAGCUGUCAGUUCUUUCUCUUUCUUUCUUUUUCUUCAUUUCUCUAUUUUUAGUCCCUUUUGUUUUCUUUUUAGCUCAGUUGCCACCAAUCCCACCACUUCCCUUCUUGGCUCCGUCCUCUUUUCUUUCAUUUUUAUUCCUCUGGUUCCCUUCUCUGUUCUCCUUUUUUUCUCUUCAUUUGAUUGUUUCCCUUUCUUUCUUUUCUGGCAGCAGACUGUAACAACUCAUGGAAGCAUGGUGACCCUAUAUGGGGCCUAUAAGCUGCCCACUCUCCCACCAUAUCUUAUCCAUCCACUGAAGACAGUAGUCAGUUGGUCAGUCCAGUCAGUUGGUCAGUUGGUAUGUCAGACAGUCAGUCAGUCAGUCAGUCAGUCAGUUCCCUACCCUUAACCUGCUCGUCAGCUCGUUAGCCCUGCCCGUCCCUUCCCAUCAAUUCCCCCAUAUGCCUGACCCAGAUUGAUGACCACAAACCCAGGUAUUCAGCCCCUAACUACUCGGGGUAAAGAUUGGUUUUUAAUUUGUUGUUUCUCUGGAUUGUUUUUUUUCUUAUACUUCUUAUUUCAACCUGAUGGUUGCCAUCCCUUUAUUUUUCCCUUUUUCUCCAUUUUCCUGGACUCAUUCCUCAAUCAAUAUUAUUUUUUUGGUCUUAGUUAGUCUCUCUGCUUUUCUCUCUCUUAAUCUCUCUCUCUCUAGUCUACCUCUUCUGGGUCAUGUCCAUCCUUUCAAACCUCGUAGUAUCACCUUGACUACUCGAAUGAGAAACCAGAACCUUGAUAAGCCUUCAAUUCCCUUUAUCUUAUUAUUUAUUCACAUUUUAUUAUGUUUUUUUUCCUUUUCCUCUUUUCCUUUCUUGAAGACAGUGUCGGCCAAUGGUCAGUUGAGAUCUGAUGAUUUUUGUUGGGGGGGUUGUGAAGGCGAACGAAGGAGAUCAUUUGGGGCGGUGUGUAUCCUCAGUUUAAACUGAAUUUGGAGAAUGAACUCUGACGAAGAAACGUUUCACUUUGUUUUGUUUUGUUUUGUUUUGUUUUUUUGUUUUGUUUAUUGUGUGUGAUGUAGCACAUAAUUAUUCAUGACAAAAGAUCAGUGCUUGUCUUACAUGCAUAUAUAUCAUUUCAUUCUAUUGGUUUACUUCAGUGUGUCUUUUUUUAAUCAAAUCAGCUUUAUUUACUUUUUUUUCACAACUUGGAGAGUAAUUUGAGAGAAUUGCACAUUAUUGUGUCCCCCAAGCCUGAGCAAUCAGAGCUCCCGUGGAUAUUUUCCCAACAACGCAGCAAUUUGUGGAUCAAUGUGUAAUCAGAAAGAGAGUUGAGCAUGCAGUGUGGGGUAAGCAACAGAAAUGAAAUAAUUUGCCCCCAAUCAGCGCUGUUAAUGUGUGUGUUGUAAGCAAAAGAAAUGAAAUGCUGGGGAAUUGAUUGACUAAUCAUUUUCCCUCGAUGCUUAUUAGCAAUGCUAAUGUGUACACCGUGUGCUGUAGAUGUCAUCCAGAGUAUGGCGGCCAUUUUGUAUGUGGUGAGCAUCAGGAUGUGAAGGGUGAAUGGUAAAAAAAAAAAUGGGUGGGGGUCAACCAUGGUGACACGUGGUGACACGUGUGAGUGACACAAGUGCAUAAGAGGUUGGCGGGCGCGUGGUUGACGCGUACGUGGUGAGGGACACUGUGGAUAAGUGAUGUCGUCUCCUCCACAGGACAAUGGUGGACGCCCAUGUCUAUUACUCUGGAAUGCACAGAAUGUAGCCAGCCCCUAACAUGGACUACUCACUCACACACUACACACGCACAUACCAAGACACGCGUGAAAAGGACUACAAACGUGGACCCCUGUCUCUCUUUUACACACACACACACACACACACACACGCUCUCUCUCUCUCU